AUGGCCAUCCUCAAAGAAGGACCAAUGGCCUGCGCCAGAGCAAACGAGGGCAGAUUCAAAGCCGAGCUCAUCCAGCGCAAGAACGCAUGUGCCAACCUCCUCACCGAACACAACCAGCGAACUCCAGACGUGAUCUGGGAGCCCAAAGACGGAGAAGGUCACGAGCCCUUCUCUGCGGGAGACAAGGCCAAAUUCAAGCUCGUCAUGACCGUGACCUACGAGAACGGCAAACUCGUCUGGCCCCCGAAAUUCACGCGCCUGGGUGACGAACUCGUCUACCUGGCAACCAAGUUCUUGAAGGUCAGCGAGCGAGCAGCCAACUAUCCGUAUGAUUUCAAUGAACGCGGUGAUAUCCGCGAGGAGCGUGUUCCUUCCGGUGUCUCGCCGAUUGCAUGGGCUCACGGGUUGCCCUUCUUCCCUGUUUUCAAGGGCUAUUACAUUCUCUGUGGACGUGAGAAUGCACGCUGGAUCGGAUGGCUUCUGAAUAAGAAGGAGCACCGGACUACGGUUGUGUACCCCAUGUGGACGAUUGGGCCAGUCGUGGCGCCUGGUUCGGCUGUGAAUCUGCCUCGCACUGUGAACCGCCAGAUGCAGCUGCAUGUGCCCAAGAGUGCGAAGGAGGUGGAGAAGAAGUGGGAGAAGAUUGAUACUGCCCGUGACGUUGUCUCGACGGCUCAUCAUAUGUUGUCUGUCGUGCCCAAGACUCCGUCGAAGGGAUUCAUUCUCGCUCCUAUCUAUCAUGUUGAUGGGUACCAUGUGCGCUGUGGACCGAAGAGUAUUCACGGUGGGAAAGGUCUGGAAAUUGGACGGCGUACUUUGUCGAAUCACGGAGUGAAGGAUUUCGACUACGAUGCCUCGCUGAAGAAACCCUAUGUCAACGAGGAGAACCCCGCGGCUAUGCACUCGGAUACCAGUGAUGACACCGAGGAAGAGGAAGACUCGGACGAUACAGAGGCGAUGAGCGGCAUGGAAGAGGGCGAUGGUGAAGACGGUCGUGACAAUGCCUCGUUUGUCCUCUCUUCAGAGGAGAGUUCCGAGGCUGGCGAUAUCGUCGAGGAGCCUCCAAAGAAGAAGCUCAAGAAGGAUGUCACUGCCUCUACCCAGACUGAGAUGCAGCCCCCGGCAUACGAGCAGACCGCGCACUCCUCCAAUGACUUCAGUGCUGCCGGAGCCGUGCAGAAUCUCGAUGCGCUCAUGGCUUCCAUUAGUGAUGAGAGCUACCAGCAUUCCGAGUCUCAAGGUGACUCCCUCGCCGUCGAGUGCCACAGCGAAGCUACAACGAUCAUCAAUCCUCGCUCCGCCACCGAUACCAACAGCAGCCCUGAAAGCGUAACCGCCGGCCCUGCCUACAGAGACCAAGCCAUCCAGACCACGCCCAUCGUGCCAGGCACUGUCAUCGAGCAUUUCAGCAGCACGGGCGAUAUCAACAUCACUCUAGUCCGCGACACUGUCCAUGGCAACGGGGACCUCACCAAUGUCAACGAGCGCGCAACCCACCACACCGAAAAUGUUCUCCACCGCAUCAAUACCUUCGACGAGGACGAGGACAAAGAGAACCGAGACCCACUCCUCAGCGCUUACAACACCCAGACCGACGAUUCCAACAUCGACCCAUCUCUCAGGGAAGUCCCCCAGCACGCGGACACGGACAUACUGGAAGACUGA
Molecule: messenger RNA, 1665 nt
Organism: Penicillium cataractarum
Lineage: Eukaryota; Fungi; Ascomycota; Eurotiomycetes; Eurotiales; Aspergillaceae
Exons: 1
Coding region: 1-1665 (554 amino acids)
Source: RefSeq, a predicted model, not a curated record